This is a messenger RNA of Rattus rattus (black rat), 1648 nucleotides long. It is a transcript of the gene Slc25a28, whose product is annotated as solute carrier family 25 member 28. Gene Ontology annotation, biological process: iron import into the mitochondrion. Gene Ontology annotation, cellular component: mitochondrial membrane. The coding region runs from base 128 to 1327 and encodes 399 amino acids. The record is from RefSeq and is a predicted model, not a curated record. Gene Ontology annotation, molecular function: ferrous iron transmembrane transporter activity. NCBI's taxonomy places the organism in Eukaryota, Metazoa, Chordata, Mammalia, Rodentia, Muridae. The transcript is spliced from 4 exons.
GCCAAGCGGGAGCCGGAGGCCCCGGGCUCUCUGGGCCGCGCCUGAGGCGGACGCAACGGGGCCGGGGGGCGGCGGCAGUAGUGGCGGCAGCGGCGGCGCGAGUGAGCGCCGCGGCUGGCCGAAGUGGAUGGAGUUGGAGGGGCGGAGUGCAGGCGGCGUGGCGGGAGGACCAGCUGCUGGGCCCGGGCGGAGCCCCGGGGAGUCGGCGCUGCUGGACGGGUGGCUGCAGCGGGGCGUGGGCCGGGGGGCCGGCGGCGGGGAGGCGGGGGCCUAUCAGACCCCUGUACGGCUGGAUCCGGAGUCCGGUCCGGAAUACGAAGCGCUGCCGGCUGGAGCCACUGUCACCACGCACAUGGUGGCGGGCGCCGUGGCAGGGAUCCUGGAGCAUUGCGUGAUGUACCCGAUCGACUGCGUCAAGACCCGGAUGCAGAGUCUACAGCCUGAUCCAGCCGCCCGCUAUCGAAACGUGUUGGAGGCUCUCUGGAGAAUUAUAAGAACAGAGGGCCUGUGGAGGCCCAUGCGGGGGCUGAACGUCACUGCAACUGGCGCGGGGCCUGCCCACGCCCUCUAUUUUGCCUGCUACGAAAAGUUAAAAAAGACAUUGAGUGAUGUAAUCCACCCCGGGGGCAAUAGCCAUAUUGCCAAUGGUAUUGAGCCUCCCUGUGCUGGUCCCCACUUCCCCAACUCUCUGGGCUUGGCUGCUGUCAGUGCUUCCCAGCCUCGCAUGGUGUGGAGCGGCAGCCUUGGGCUGGGUGCAGCCGGAUGUGUGGCAACGUUACUUCAUGAUGCAGCCAUGAAUCCAGCUGAAGUGGUCAAGCAGCGGAUGCAGAUGUACAACUCACCAUACCACCGGGUGACAGACUGUGUUCGGGCAGUGUGGCAAAAUGAAGGGGCCGGGGCCUUUUACCGCAGCUACACGACCCAGCUGACCAUGAAUGUUCCCUUCCAAGCCAUUCACUUCAUGACCUAUGAGUUCCUGCAGGAGCACUUUAAUCCCCAGAGACGGUACAACCCCAGCUCCCAUGUGCUCUGUGGAGCCUGCGCAGGAGCUGUAGCUGCCGCCGCCACCACCCCACUGGACGUUUGCAAAACACUGCUCAACACCCAGGAGUCCCUGGCCUUGAGCUCAAACAUUACAGGACACAUCACAGGCAUGGCUAAUGCCUUCAGGACGGUCUAUCAAGUAGGCGGGGUGACUGCUUACUUCCGAGGGGUACAGGCCAGAGUAAUUUACCAGAUCCCCUCCACAGCCAUCGCAUGGUCUGUGUAUGAAUUCUUCAAAUACCUAAUCACGAAGCGGCAAGAAGAAUGGAGGGCAGGCAAGUGAAGGGAUGCUGAGUGGACCGGGGUCUGACCGUACGGCUGCAUCCUGCCCUUCCAGCACAUUCUCUUCUGUGGCACACUCCAGUCUCAAGAGGAAUUGGAAGGAAGGAGAGAGCUCACUCCAGGCUGUAGUUGGCUAACACGAGUUCUUGCCAACGUCUCUUGUCACCGUUGUCUUUCCUCCUGGGCUCUCUGCAAUUCAGCAAAGCCCACUGUAGUCCCUCUGACACCGUCUCCAUCCUGGGCCUGGCGACCUGCUUUAGACUUGCAGAGGAUAAGCAGCACACCCCCUGGUUCCUAAUUAAAAAGAAAAAAAGCCUUUAAA